AUGGCCAGCAAUAACAUCACCAAGGCAGAGCUUGAACAGGCGCAAGCUCAACAAAUGGAACAGCCAUGUGAUAAUAUUACAAAGAUCGACAGCGUCCGGUCCGGCCAUGUUGAUAAACCACAUGGGGACGGCAUCUACGCCGAGGCUCUCGCACAAUACCCCACCGACGACUCAAUUGAUCCCAUCUUGGAGAAGAGAGUUAGGAGAAAGCUAGACCGACUUAUAAUUCCUGUCUUGGGGAUUUGUUACUUCUUCUACUACGUUGACAAGACGACGCUCUCGUACGCUGCUAUCUUCGGCCUCAAAGAGGACCUCAGCCUGGUGGGAGAUGAAUACUCCUGGCUAUCGAGUAGCUUCUACUUUGGAUGGCUCGUCUGGGCUAUUCCUUCGAAUCUUCUUAUGCAGCGUAGCCCUCCGGGAUAUUAUCUGGCCUUCAACAUCUUCAUGUGGGGUGCGCUUCUCAUGGCGCAGGCUGCUUCCAAGAACUUUGCGAGUCUUCUUGCUCUUCGCGUUCUCUCUGGUGCUUUCGAGGCUAUCGCGGACCCAGCUUUCAUGCUCAUAACUUCCAUGUACUUUACACGCGAGGAGCAGCCCAGUCGUAUCUCAGCUUGGUAUGCAUUUAACGGCGUUGGUGUUGCAGGCGGAGGUUUGAUCGGUUAUGGCAUUGGCAACAUUAAAGGUGCACUCCAAUCCUGGCGCUACGAGUUCCUCGUCGUCGGCGCCUUUUGUGCUGCUUGGGGCAUCGUCCUCGUCCUGUUACUGCCCAACUCCCCUCGAACAAUUUGGGGCUUCUCCCACGAAGAGAAGCUCGUCAUGAUCGCCAGAAUGCGACGCAACCAAACCGGUAUCGAACAGCGUAGGAUCAACUGGGGACAAAUCAAGGAGGCCUACCUCGACUACAAGACGUGGCUGUUCACCCUACUCGGGUUUGUAUCCAAUGUCCCCAAUGGCGGUAUUUCCAACUUCUCGACGCUUGUUAUUCGAGGUCUUGGCUUCGAUACCCUCCACACGGCUCUGUUGGGUAUUCCACAGGGCGCUCUUGUUGUAAUCUGGAUCGGCCUUGGUGCUCUAGCAAACAAGUAUAUGCCAGCAAACAGCCGAACUCUUGUCAGCGCCAUCUUUAUGAUUCCAACCAUUGCCGGAGCCCUCGGCUUUCUUCUCGCACCCAAGGAUGCAUACAUCGGGCGUUUAAUCUGUUUCUAUCUCACCGGCUCCUACCAAGCGUCCUUCGUCAUCUGCCUCUCCCUAAUCACCUCCAACACCGGCGGCCAGUCCAAGAAGAUGAUCGUCUCCGGUAUGAUUUGGUUCGGCGCCUGCAUCGGCAACAUUGCUAGCCCCUUUUUCUACCGCCCCGAGCAAGCGCCCUCAUACCAUCUCGGCAUUGGCUCGCUUCUCGUCGCAAACUGCAUGGAGUUCGCUCUCUUCUUCGUCUUUAGAUAUGCGUUCAAGUGGGAGAACAAACGCAAGGAGCAGCAACGUGAAGCGUUGCGCGCGGCGGGUCACGAUUUUACUGCGAAUAGUACCGCGUUUACGGAUAUGACUGACAAGGAGAACCCCAACUUUGAGUAUGUUUACUAG
Messenger RNA from Fusarium sp. VM40, 1578 nucleotides. NCBI's taxonomy places the organism in Eukaryota, Fungi, Ascomycota, Sordariomycetes, Hypocreales, Nectriaceae. The record is from the annotation of a GenBank genome assembly.